AUGAGGCAUGGAAGGGAAUGGCAGCAGACCUUAAACAGCAUCCACAUCCUGUUUAUUAGUUCUAGAAGCAGAAGAGGCGCCCCUUAUGCGAAAGUUGUGCCGUUGAAUCGGUGUCGACUCCUGGUGACCACAGAGCCAGGUGCUUUUCUUUGAUAGAAUACAAGAGGGUUUACGAUUGAAACUGGCAUAGUGGGCAGUAUAUUGAUAGCGCAAAGUGCAACUAAAUUACUAAAAUUAACAGUGGAUUAGAGCAUCCUCACUAUGAGAAAAGCUACAGCUUUUUCAUUUAUCUAAACAGACAAGCAAUGUGGCUGGAAAGACAUGAUAUACAGAUAUUAAUUUAGAUACAGAAGAGGAGAUGCAGCCUCUACCAGCCACUCUCAUCAAAGGUAUCUGCAACUUCUGCAGAAACAAAUCUGUAAUGAUGAGAGAAUAUAACCAGUGAUUGCAUUGGCUGACUUGCCGGCUGAAACUGUAGAGCUCACAUGCUGAGGCAGCACCUGCACUCUGUUUCCCAGCCAAGGGGUAAGCAAGUGUGGGAUUCAGAAGGAGCUAUCCAGAACUUGAGCACACAGGAAAUGUUCAGAGAUGCAGCUGUUGGGGAGCUGUCCAGCAUUUCAGCAUCACCGCAGUUCAGCUGGGAUUCUUAGCUUGCUGUUGAGCCUCCAGAGCAGAGCAACCACAGAAGGAUGUGCAAAGGGAGGACAGAGCCUUGGUUAUGAAGGAAAUCUGGAGAGUAGGAGUGGUGUAAAAGUGCAAACGAAAACUGGAGGCAUGAUGCCAGAACUAUUUAACUUAAGGGAUGCAUGACCUGUCUAAGCAUAUAAAAAAGAAACUGCAAAGAAAGGCAACUUACAUGAAGAUCAGCUUAUCCCAAGCAGCAGCACCAAUGAGGAAUUUGAAUCAAAUCUCUGACAGAAUACAUGUCAAAUGGAUUGUUCUCAUAUGAAUUUUUUUAAAAGAUCUGCACCUACUAGAUUCACCUAAAUUACAAAGCCUUCAUCAGACGAAACAGAGCUUUGUUAUUCUGGACAAUGGAUGAUUUUUCCUCUAAGCCUGAGUACAAUGCUUCUUGCACUGAUGUAGAUAUUGGUUGCUACAGAACAGGACUUCAUUGGCAGAACAUGUCAGCCCCACAACUGAUUCCCAAGUUUUAUAUUGUUGUGCCCGUCAUUUACUCUGUCAUCUGUGCUGUUGGACUCACAGGAAACUCUGCUGUCAUUUAUGUUAUCCUAAAAGCUCCCAAAAUGAAGACAGUCACCAAUAUUUUCAUUCUAAAUCUGGCCAUUGCUGAUGAGCUGUUCACAUUGGUGCUCCCCAUCAACAUAGCAGACUACCUGCUGCUUCAGUGGCCCUUUGGUGAAUUCAUGUGCAAACUGAUUAUCUCCAUUGACCAGUACAACACCUUUUCAAGCAUUUACUUUUUAACUGUCAUGAGUAUUGAUCGAUACUUGGUGGUGGUUGCCACCAUUAAAUCAAAGAAAAUGACCUAUCGCACUUACAGGGCUGCCAAGACAGUGAGUCUGUGUGUCUGGUUUUUUGUCACAAUCAUCAUUUUGCCAUUCAGUAUCUUUGCCAAAAUACAUACUGAAGAGGGAAGAUCUCAGUGUGUCUUUGUCUUUCCCAGUCCAGAGAGCUUCUGGUGGAAAGUGAGCCGUCUCUACACUCUGAUCUUGGGUUUUGCCAUUCCAGUGUCCACCAUUUGUAUCCUGUACAGCACCAUGCUCUACAAGCUAAGGCGCAUGCGUCUCCACAGCAAUGCAAAAGCCUUAGACAAAGCUAAAAAGAAAGUGACAAUAAUGGUGCUGAUCAUCUUAGGUGUGUGCCUCUUCUGCUGGACACCCUAUCACCUCAGCACUGUGGUAGCCCUCACAACAGACAUCCCACAAACCCCUCUGAUAAUUGGGAUCUCCUAUUUUAUUACCACACUAAGUUAUGCUAACAGUUGCCUCAACCCAUUCCUUUAUGCUUUUUUAGAUGAUACUUUCCGGAAGAGUUUCCGCAAAUUGGUUGAAUGUGGAACUUCCUCCUAAAAUACCAGUCUUUUAAUAGCCCCUUUAAUACUACCCUUACAAUGCCUUUCUGUAAAUGAUAUAAUGCAUUCUGAAGAUGCUUUGAAAAACACGGCGGGAAGAAAACAGCUGUAUCGUAGAUCAGGUCUAAACAUCUGUGAACUUAAAAGACAGAAAUUAGUCCUAUUCUUCAACAAGUGUCACAGUAUUCAGACUGGAUGAGUAGCUUGCUGAAUCACCACUACACGUCCUCCAGGACAUGCUUUGCUCUAUACCUAUUCAGUGUGGAUCACCUGCCCCCAGUAUGGUAUGAAACAUAGCUCCUUCAAAUGUAAAAACAAGGAAGAAAGAAACAGAACCAAAAUGACACAGAACAGAAUUGAUUUAAAAAUAUUUGAUGUUGACAUUGUUGGAGUUUUGUAAAGUCAAAUAAAGAUGUUCAGAGUG
Molecule: messenger RNA, 2459 nt
Organism: Hemicordylus capensis (graceful crag lizard)
Lineage: Eukaryota; Metazoa; Chordata; Lepidosauria; Squamata; Cordylidae
Gene: NPBWR1
Product: neuropeptides B and W receptor 1
Exons: 3
Coding region: 1035-2033 (332 amino acids)
Biological process (GO): neuropeptide signaling pathway
Cellular component (GO): neuron projection; membrane
Molecular function (GO): neuropeptide binding; neuropeptide receptor activity
Source: RefSeq, a predicted model, not a curated record